This is a messenger RNA of Penicillium odoratum, 1473 nucleotides long. Its product is annotated as putative rhamnogalacturonase. Bases 1 to 1473 code for a protein of 490 amino acids. The record is from RefSeq and is a predicted model, not a curated record. Lineage: Eukaryota; Fungi; Ascomycota; Eurotiomycetes; Eurotiales; Aspergillaceae. Gene Ontology annotation, biological process: carbohydrate metabolic process. The transcript is spliced from 6 exons. Gene Ontology annotation, molecular function: polygalacturonase activity.
AUGAAGUUCUCCGGCUUCCUCCUAGUACCCUUUCUGGCCCGUAUCAUCGCGGGCCAACUUAUCGGCCCUGUUGGACCAACAACUGAUCUCAAAGACAAAACAAUCGAAUGCAACAUUAUUGAUUAUGGCGCAGUGGCCGAUAAUGCGACCGACAUAUCCACUGCACUGGAAAGAGUCUUCUCGGACUGUGUUCUCAAGAAUCCGGGUAGUCGACUCAUUGUGCCCGAAGGAGAAUAUUUGAUUGAGCGAGGCGUGACUCUUAGCAAUGGCACAAACUGGGCAUUCCAGCUCGAUGGGCUGAUUACCGCUGCAUAUGGUGGCAACUGGAGUAUUUCGCGUGAGUUGGUACUCGAAGGAUUCGCAGGCACCGAGAUCAUCAAUGCAACUAUCAAUGGAGAGGGCGAUUCUAAAUUUUUGCUAGAUGUGCUUGUCAUCGUUAAUGCUGUCGAUUUCGAGUUCUACUCUUCCAAUGGCAAAGGUGCAUUUCAAGGACAGGGAUAUAUCUAUCGGAAUCUCGACAACACCGACCGUCCACGCUUGGUUCGCCUGAUAUCUCCGACGAACGCCUCAGUCCACGACUUGAUACUGGUCGACAGUCCCAAGUUUCACAUUAUUCUUGAUUUUGCCGUCAAUGUUGAAGCGUAUCAUCUGACCAUUCGCGGAGCUAACUUGGGUAGCUACGAUGGUAUUGACGCCAUUGGAACAAACUACUGGAUCCAUGACAACGAGGUGACCAAUCGCGACGAGUGUGUUUCAGUGAAAAGUCCCUCUCACCACGCCUUGGUUGAAAACUUGGUGUGCAAUCAAGCGGGCUCCGGCAUAUCUAUUGGAAGUUUGAAUGUGUCCGCUGAAAUAUCAAACAUCGAAGCGCGCAAUAUCAGCAUUAUUCAAGGUAACAACAUUGCCUUUAUCAAGACCUACCCUGGAGGAUCAGGCUACGUUACGAACGUCACUUUCUCCAACUUCCGCUCUUUGGCCAGCCUCUACGGCUUAGAUAUCAACCAAUACUGGCAAAACACCUUUGAACCUGACACUGGUUCAGUCGCCCUGAGUAAUCUAGUUUUUAAGAACUUCUCAGGUUCUGUUGCCAAUGGAGUGACGCGGCCUCCACUCUAUCUGAUUGCGAACGAUCUAACAUUUGCUACCAAUGUCACGGUCGAAGACUUCACAGUGUGGACAGAAUCAGGUACUUCUGUUGUGAACAAGAUCAGCAACAUAUUUGGUAUCGGGGAUGAUAGUUAUGGAUCAAAUGACGGUAUCAAGUCGCUCGGUCAGGGAGAGUCGCCUUCAGCCUAUACCAGUACCUAUACCGUCACAGCAUCUCCGACCAACUGGGAGGCGCCUACUACUCCAACAUGGGCUUUGCCUAGUACGGGAUAUGGAACGGCAUCUCCCAUCCCGGUCUAUAGUCCGGCUCCUCUAUGGCGUCCAGGGGGAGUAGAUUACGAUUUGCACUACUGGGGAAGCUUCUGA